GGCCGGUAGUACUAUGAUUUGGUAUGUGGCCGCUUUGGUAGCAAGUGUGCUCGGCGCCCGCGGGCUGCCCGUCCAAGGUGCCCUCGGCUCGAGGGAGGAGCCCGAGUUCGUGACCGUUCGCGCUGGCGAGAGCGUGAUCCUGGGAUGCGACGUGAUCCACCCGCUGACGGGACAGCCCCCUCCCUAUGUCGUGGAGUGGUUCAAGUUCGGCGUCCCCAUCCCCAUCUUCAUCAAGUUUGGGUUUUACCCUCCCCAUGUGGACCCAGAGUAUGCCGGCCGGGCCAGCCUGCACGACAAAGCCUCCCUGCGCAUUGAGCAGGUGCGCUCCGAGGACCAGGGCUGGUACGAGUGCAAAGUGCUCAUGCUGGACCAGCAGUACGACACCUUCCACAACGGCAGCUGGGUCCACCUCACGGUCAAUGCUCCCCCCACGUUCACGGAGACCCCGCCGCAGUACGUAGAGGCGAAGGAGGGCAGCAGCGUCACCCUGACCUGCAUGGCGUUCGGGAACCCCAAGCCCAUCGUCACCUGGCUCCGAGAGGGAGUCCUUCUGGGUGCCAAUGGCAAGUACCAGGUGAGCGACGGGAGCCUCACGGUGCUCUCGGUCAGCCGGGAGGACAGAGGUGCCUACACCUGCCGGGCCUACAGCAUCCAGGGCGAGGCUGUGCACACCACGCGCCUGCUCGUCCAAGGACCUCCCUUUAUCGUUUCCCCUCCGGAGAACAUCACAGUCAACAUCUCCCAGGAUGCUCUGUUCACCUGCCAGGCUGAGGCGUAUCCUGGGAACCUCACCUACCUGUGGUACUGGGAGGAGGAGAACGUCUACUUCAAGAAUGACUUGAAGCUGAGGGUGCGGAUCCUGAUCGACGGGACGCUGAUUAUUUUCCGUGUCAAACCAGAGGAUGCUGGAAAAUACACCUGUAUCCCCAGCAACAGCCUGGGCCGCUCGCCAUCAGCCUCUGCCUACCUGACAGUGCAGUAUCCUGCCCGUGUGGUGAACAUGCCCCCCAUCAUCUACGUUCCCAUCGGGAUCCACGGGUACAUCCGCUGCCCCGUGGAGGCGGAGCCGCCGGUCACGCUGGUCAAGUGGAACAAGGACGGGCGUCCCCUGCGAAUCGAGAAGUAUUCUGGCUGGAACCUGCUGGAAGACGGGUCGAUCCGGAUCGAGGAGGCCACUGAAGAUGCUCUCGGCACUUACACCUGUGUGCCUUAUAACGCCCUGGGUACGAUGGGCCAGUCUCCCCCUGCCCGACUGGUACUGAAGGACCCCCCCUAUUUCACGGUGCUACCAGGCUGGGAGUACAGACAGGAGGCAGGGAGGGAGCUGUUGAUUCCUUGCGCUGCUGCCGGAGACCCCUUUCCCAUCAUCGCCUGGAGAAAGGUCCUCUCGGAAACGGGGGAACCGUCUGCCUUGCCACGACCGGAGAGCCCGGAUCCCCUGCCGGUGGCCGGCGGUGUCCCCUGGGCCGCGCAGGUAGGGAAGCCCAGCAGGAGCAAGCACAACACGCUGCCCGGCGGGACCCUGCAGAUCCGCUCCCUCGGCAAGGACGACCACGGCGAGUGGGAGUGCGUCGCCACCAACAUCGUCGCGAGCAUUACUGCCAGCACCCACCUGACCGUCGUAGGGACAAGCCCUCACGCCCCAACCAGCGUGCACGUGGUGGCCGCCAUGACCUCAGCCAACGUGUCCUGGGAGCCCGGCUAUGACGGUGGAUACGAGCAGACUUUCUCAGUUUGGUACGGCCCUCUGAUGAAGAGAGCCCAGUUUGGACCCCAUGACUGGCUGUCUCUCCCUGUGCCAGCUGGUUCCAGCUGGCUGCUGGUGGACACCUUGGAACCAGAGACUGCCUACCAGUUCAGUGUCUUGGCUCAAAACAAGCUGGGCACCAGCUCCUUCAGUGAGGUGGUCACUGUGAACACUCUAGCAUUCCCUGUAACAACUCCAGAGCCUCUGGUGUUGGUUACCCCACCGAGGUGCCUAACAGCCAACCGGACACAGCAAGGCGUCCUCCUGUCGUGGCUCCCUCCCGCCAACCACAGCUUCCCCAUCGACCGCUACAUCAUGGAGUUCCGCGUGGCAGAGAAGUGGGAGAUCCUGGAUGAUGGCAUCCCGGGCUCCGAGAACGAGUUCUUUGCCAAGGACUUGUCCCAGGACACCUGGUACGAGUUCCGCGUGCUGGCGGUCAUGCAGGAUCUCAUCAGCGAACCCAGCAACGUCGCUGGCGUGUCCAGCACAGAUGUUUUUCCUCAACCCGACCUGACGGACGAGGGCCUAGCCCGCCCGGUGCUGGCUGGCAUCGUUGCCACCAUCUGCUUCCUGGCUGCUGCCAUCCUCUUCAGCACACUCGCCGCCUGCUUCGUCAACAAGCAACGCAAACGCAAGCUCAAGCGCAAGAAAGACCCUCCUCUCUCGAUAACCCACUGCAGGAAGAGUUUGGAGUCCCCGUUGUCUUCCGGCAAGGUGAGUCCCGAGAGCAUCCGCACACUCCGUCCCCCCUCGGAGUCCUCUGACGACCAGGGCCCUCAGGCCAAGCGGAUGCUGAGCCCCACCAAGGAAAAGGAGCUCUCCCUUUACAAGAAGACCAAACGAGCCAUCAGCAGCAAGAAGUACAGCGUCUCCAAGGCGGAGGCCGAAGCUGAGGCCACCACUCCGAUCGAGCUCAUCAGCCGUGGGCCGGACGGACGCUUCGUCAUGGACCCGGCCGAGAUGGAGCCCUCCCUGAAGACACGGCGGAUUGAGGGCUUCCCCUUCGUGGAGGAGACGGACAUGUACCCCGAGUUCAGGCAGUCGGACGAGGAGAACGACGACCCCGUCGUCCCCACCUCCGUGACCGCCCUGAAAGCCCAGCUCACCCCUCUCUCCUCCAGCCAGGAGUCCUACCUUCAGCCACCAGCAUACAGCCCCCGGUUCCACCGGGCGCUGGAGGGUCCCGGCACCCUGCAGGCCACCGGCCAGGCCCGCCCGCCAGCACCCCGGGCUUUCCACCACCAGUUUUACGGUUACCUCAGCAGCAGCAGCCCCGGGGAGGUGGACCCGCCGCCCUUCUACAUGCCAGAAGUCAGCCCGCUGAGCUCAGUCAUGUCCUCCCCACCGCUGCCCCCCGAGGGGCCCUUCGGACACCCCACCAUCCCCGAGGAGAACGGGGAGAAUGCCUCCAACAGCACGCUGCCCCUGGCCCAGACCCCCACGGGGGGCCGGUCCCCCGAGCCCUGGGGCAGGGCCGAGUUCCCCUUCGGCAGCCUGGAGCUGGCCCCCGCGCCGUUCCCCCACCAGCUCCAGCCCUGCGAGGCGGCUGAGGGCUCCCAACCCACGGGCUGCCUUCCUCGGGGGCCACCACCCUCCUCCCUCCAGGUGGUCCCUGCAUCCUACUCGGGCAUCCUGCCCCUGGAGGCACCAAAGAGCUGGACCGGCAAGUCACCGGGCAGGGGUCAAUCCUCCGUGCCCACUACCACCAAGUGGCAGGACAAACCUAUGCAACCCAUGGGAUGUCAAGGGCAGCUAAGACAUACCAGCCAAGGUAUGGGCAUACCCGUGUUGCCUUACCACGAACCGUCCGAGCCCGUCGGCCCCAGCGGCACAAGCACAUUCAGCCUGGACACCAGGUGGUACGAGCCCCAACCCCGACCUCGGCCCAGCCCUCGGCAGGUCAGGAGGGCUGAGCCCAGUUUACAUCAGGUGGUGCUACAACCUUCACGGCUUUCUCCUCUGACCCAAAGUCCCCUGAGCUCCCGCAACAGCUCCCCGGAGCUGACUGCCCGCGCCCGGCCCCGCCCGGGGCUCAUCCAGCAGGCGGAGGUGUCGGAGAUCACACUGCAGCCGCCCGCGGCCGUCAGCUUCUCCCGCAAAUCCACGCCGUCCUCCACGGGAUCUCCGGCACCGAGCAGCCGCGGGGACAGCCCCAGCUUCCGACCGACCACCGCCUUCACCCCCGUGGGCACCGGCUUCUCCAACUCCCAGGGCUCCUCCCUGCCCGUGGACACCAUGGAUGUUUUCGGAGACAUCCCUUCUCCAAGGAGGGCUGGCGAGGAGAUUCUCCAACCGGAGCCGACAUCCACCACCACGGUAGCUGCCACAGGAAAACGUCCAUCUCCGCCCGGGGACGCUGCUGCACCUGAGAGGCUCGAAGCUCUGAAAUACCAGCGGAUAAAGAAGCCCAAAAAGUCAUCCAAGGGCUCCUCGAAAUCCAGAAAACAACCCAAUGGCUCUGCCUCCCAGGUUCAGCACCCUCCCAGCUCUCAGGUACUGUCACCUGACGAAGCUGUCUGCCUCCGCAAGAAGAAGAGACACCCUCGUCAGGACCCCUUCGCCCGGCUCUCAGCGCUGAAGGACGACCUCUGCCACCGGCAGCUCCCUGAAGACCAGACAGCCAUUCUCAACAGCGUGGACCACGAUGACACCAGUGGACACGCCACCCUGCUCUAGCGUAGCGCCGGUGCCAGGAGGUUGAACAGGAGCGGUGGAGGGAGCUGGUGUCACACCACGGGGGGAUGGAGGUGAUGGGAAAGAGGGGGGGACACCCCU
Camarhynchus parvulus is the source of this 4522-nucleotide messenger RNA. It is a transcript of the gene IGSF9B, whose product is annotated as immunoglobulin superfamily member 9B. Gene Ontology annotation, molecular function: protein binding. Gene Ontology annotation, biological process: cell-cell adhesion. The record is from RefSeq and is a predicted model, not a curated record. The transcript is spliced from 21 exons. The coding region runs from base 14 to 4423 and encodes 1469 amino acids. NCBI's taxonomy places the organism in Eukaryota, Metazoa, Chordata, Aves, Passeriformes, Thraupidae.